Messenger RNA from Caenorhabditis remanei, 771 nucleotides. RefSeq lists its product as uncharacterized. The transcript is spliced from 3 exons. NCBI's taxonomy places the organism in Eukaryota, Metazoa, Nematoda, Chromadorea, Rhabditida, Rhabditidae. The record is from RefSeq and is a predicted model, not a curated record. The coding region runs from base 1 to 771 and encodes 256 amino acids.
AUGGAUACCAUGUCGGAGGAAUUCAAUCCGUUCUGUCGUGGUACUAUCGCGUUCUACUUCUUUUGCUUCAUUUUGGGAAUUAUGCUAUCCCGUUGUGCUCAUCGAUUCUGUCGUACUUCUCGUUUCCAUCGAUUCCGUCGUUAUCCAGUCGAGAAGAAACUGAGCAGCCUUACCCAAAUCAAUCAUCCUGACUUCACUUUCAUCAUUGGACCAGAGGAUAUUCGUUAUAGUGAAGAAUUCGACCUUGACUGGUGCAAGACUUUCCUUCGUGAGAACUUUCCUAAUCAUUCCGCUGAGAUUCCACAGAACCUCUGCUCUCUUUGGGUUCCACGUGAAGGAUUCACUUGUGGAACUACUUUCCAAGAGUUCAGUCCAAAAGAGGGAAAGCUUAAGGACAGCUUCUUGACCUAUCAGAUGAUCACUGAACGUGCUCAGGUCACCUGGUACAAUCUGAAAGACGGUAGACACUUCGUCGCAGGAAUUUGCAUUUACCUUCGUUUGGAAAUGGAAUCAAACUUCAUUGGAACCCCACCAAUUGAUGAAGAAGCAGUCGAAAUUGCAAUGGAAAUGGGAUAUGACUACGUGCCACCAAAACCAAAGAAAGAAAAGAAAAAAGCCAAGAAACAUGGGGCUACAAUCUAUCAAGCUGCUCUUGAUGCCGGAUUGAUUAUGCCGAAAGAGAAUAAAGAGAAAACACGCUAUGGUUUCACUGAUGAGAAGAAUCCAAACCCACCAGAUUACACUGCUCUUCUCAUGGAAAAUCAAAACUAG